GAAACAUUCGCUUACAUACGUUUUGUCCAAAUUAGAGAGAUUAAGUAACUCAAGAAAGAUUGAAGUUAACACAAAACACAAUGAUGAUCCUAAGGCUGGCUCUAGCGGCUGUCAUCUCUGCCUACGCAGCCGCACAACCAGCCUCAACGUCGUCGUCGCUUGUAACUUAUAUAUUCGGCGACUCUCUAACCGAAGUUGGUAACAACAAUUAUUUGCAAUAUUCCCUAGCGAGAGCAGACUUUCCAUAUUAUGGGAUUGAUUUCUCUGGUGGUAAAGCUACCGGAAGAUUUACCAACGGUCGGACUAUCGGCGAUAUCAUAUCUACAAAGCUUGGGAUUCCAUCGCCACCACCAUAUCUAUCAUUAUCACAAAACGAUGACGCAUAUCUCAGUGGUAUCAAUUACGCAUCUGGAGGAGCUGGAAUUCUCAAUGAAACUGGCAUUUACUUCAUUCAAAGGCUGACGUUCGAUGAUCAAAUAAAUUGUUUCAAGAAAACUAAAGAAGUUAUUAGGGCGAAAAUCGGAGAUCGAGCUGCAAGCAAGCAUGUCAAUGAUGCCAUGUACUUCAUUGGUUUGGGAAGCAACGAUUAUGUAAACAAUUUCUUGCAGCCAUUUAUGGCAGAUGGGCAACAAUAUACACAUGAUGAGUUUGUCGAACUCUUGAGUUCAACCCUACACAACCAGCUUACGACAAUAUACAAAUUAGGAGCGAGGAAGGUAAUAUUUCAUGGGAUAGGCCCAUUGGGGUGUAUCCCAUCUCAAAGGGUGAAGUCGAAGACAGGCAUGUGUCUGAAGCGUGUCAACGAAUGGGUAUUGGAAUUCAACUCAAGAACGACGAAGCUUCUUCAAGAUCUCAACAAACGCCUCCCUGGAGCUAAAUUCGUCUUUGCCGACACUUAUCCCGCAGUUCUUGAUCUCAUCAACAAUCCCACUCACUACGGGUUUAAAAUAGCAAACACGUCGUGUUGCAAUGUGGACACAAGCGUUGGAGGUCUUUGUCUUCCCAAUUCCAAGAUGUGUAAAAACCGUAAAGACUUUGUCUUCUGGGACGCAUUUCAUCCGUCCGAUUCGGCUAAUCAAAUCCUAGCCGAUCAUCUCUUCUCCUCUCUUCUUUCUUCCUCUUCUCCUUCCCCUGCUCCUAAACCUGGUCACCAGUAUAGUAUUUACAAAAAUAAUUAACAUUAAACCAGUUUCUAGUUAAAUUGGACCUGCUUGCUCGAUACAUGUGUAAUUAGGACAAGUGUGUGUGUCUUGUUAGUAGUUGUUACAAAAAGUAUUAUUUAUUCUGAGGUAA
Camelina sativa (false flax) is the source of this 1293-nucleotide messenger RNA. RefSeq names its product GDSL esterase/lipase At5g37690. NCBI's taxonomy places the organism in Eukaryota, Viridiplantae, Streptophyta, Magnoliopsida, Brassicales, Brassicaceae. The record is from RefSeq and is a predicted model, not a curated record. Gene Ontology annotation, molecular function: hydrolase activity, acting on ester bonds.